Molecule: messenger RNA, 6681 nt
Organism: Besnoitia besnoiti
Lineage: Eukaryota; Apicomplexa; Conoidasida; Eucoccidiorida; Sarcocystidae
Exons: 7
Coding region: 1-6681 (2226 amino acids)
Source: RefSeq, a predicted model, not a curated record
AUGCAGGCCCCUAGGGUGUCUGCAGCCGGCGGCUUCGGCCGUCGCGCUGAACGUCCUUCUUUUUCAACAGACGAGGAAGACAAAGGAGGCGCCCGCCUUCGAACUCGGGCGGGCGCCGCGCACAGAGCGUCUGCGACGGAGGGCGACGUCUGGGCGGACGCAGCCAGAGGAGGGCGCUUGACAGACGCCGCGGUUCCAGCGGCUUCGCGCCCGCACGCCUCUCGAGCUCGCCCCGAGGACGAGGUCUCCUCGUUUCUGGCCUCCCGCACCGCCAUCGAGUCAAACUCCAUGGGGCUGCGGGGGACAGCCCUAGUGUAUGGGCGAGACGGCGGCGCGAGGCGACCGACGGGCGCCUCGUCAGAUGGAGGCACUGACGACGACGAGUCAAGCGCUCAGAACCCCUGCUUUCUGCGCGGUCGACAGAGAGAAAGGCGCGAAGUGGAGGCAGAGAGGCAUGCUCUUGGUCGGCAUCAGGCUGGCGCCGCGUGGCGGAAACGUGAGGGCUGGGCAGAGGCCGCCAGAAGAGGCCGCUACGCGGCGGAAGAGAAGGAAGACCGGGACUCAUCUGAGUACGACGAAGGCGACGAGAAGCGAGAAGGCUCAAGAGGCAGCUAUCCUCGCCCCUUGGGUCUCCCGCCCUUCUCUAGCCGAGGGACCCGCGCCGGAUCUCCGCGCUCCCCGGAGGGCCUGGCGCCGCCCUCGCUCGUGGAGCCGACUGUGCGGACGCUGCAAGAGAGCAGCGCACGCGAGGUGGCGGCUGCGGUCGUGGAGCCGCGCCUGAACUGGAGAAAGUCUCUCCAAGCCUUCCAGUCAUCUCUGCGCAUGCCGGCGAGCGACGAGGAAGAGGCCGUCGGGUACGAGUCCGACGAGGAAGGGGACGACGAAGACGCAAAGGAGACCAGCCAGUCGAGAGGGCUCUCGGCGACGGCUAGCCGCGCUGGAGCCGCGCACGUCGGGGAGCGCGGCAGGGCUGCGGUCGACCGGCAUUCGUACGCCAGCCAAGAGGAAGACGAGGAAGAGGCGGAGAUGGAGCAAGACGAGUAUGAGGAGGAAGGGAGCUGCUUCGCCCGUCGAGUGGCUGCGGCCUCAGGGCGCGGCGCAGGGCGCAUGCACGCGUUUCUGUCCGGCCGCGGAGGAGAAAAAAUUCUGCGAAGGACUCUGAGCCUGCGUCGCGGCGACGAGGCCGCGGCUCCUAGCCAGUGGGAAUAUGACGACGAGGAGACAGAAACGUACAGAUGCCGGGACUCUGUGCGGCAGCGCGGCCUCGACCCCGAAUCUCUUCGUUCAGGCCGAAGGCGCAUGGACCCUCACGACGACGAUGGAGAGGAAGACGAGGAGGAGCUCGUCGAGCUGCAAGCGUACGUUAACAACAAGCUCGCGGGGUUCGACAGGACUCGGGCUGUCUUCAAGGGGUCUCGCAGAGCAGGGGGAGAGGGGGAAAAAGGCCAGGGCUUCAGUCCCUCGCGGCCCAGGACUUUGCUCGCCUCCUUCACGCGAGGCAUGGACACUGUGAACGGGCGGCCCAGCCCGCGGUCGCCUCGCUUCGGCUCUGCGGACGACGGAGACGAUGACAGGGCUCCUUCUCCCUCCUUUGGAGUGAACUCGCCCUCGUCGCACUCGUGGGUGCACGCGCAGGAAACACUGGAAAAGCCUUGCGACCAGGGAGCGACCCUUCUCAACGCUGCGCGACUCCGUCUGGCCUCUCAGGGGAACGCUGAGACAGCAUCGCCCCGGACUCCACGCGCCGACAAGAUUCAGCUUCGUAGUCCCUUUCCGUCUUCUCUGCAAUCGUCUUUUGUCUCAUCUCAAGCUAACACCCAACUAAAGGGCAGAGACGAUGCGGGCUCCUCUAUGGCCGCUCGAGUGCAGCAAGCGCUCAAGAAGCCAGUGGAGCCAGAAGACGAACCCCUCGCAUUCAUGCCUGUAGAAGAACAAGAAGCGAAGCUGAAGGCGCUGCAAGAGCGGUAUAUGGCGAAGUACGCGGAGCUGCGGCGGACGCCUGUCCGUGCCAGCAUGGAUACUGAAGACGAAGAAGAGCAAACAGCAGGGCAGAGUGAUUGGGGCGUUGACGAGACCCAGGGCGAUGAAGAAGCUUAUGAAGAAGAGGCUGAGCAGGUCGCAGAGGUAGAGAGUGAGGGAGAAGAUGAAGGCCAGUCGGGCGAGAAGGAAGACAACGGCAUCAUUUGGGAAAACGAGCAAGAGGCGGAAGACGCUGAAGAUGUGACUGCGAACGACGAGCAUGACGAAGAAGAACUUGAGCAGUCCAAGGAUCAGGUUGCCGAGGAAGCAGUCGAGUACGCUGCAGAAAACGAAGAAAACGCCGGAGACGAAGUCGGUGAAGACUGCCACGAAGAAGAUACUGCCGUGGCUUCUGAGGAGCCUGCGGAGGAGGCGGUCGACGAAUCGGGUGAGGCGCAGAAGGAAGCUCCAGAGGGGUCCCCGUCUCCAGGUGGAGACAAACAGGCCACACAGGAGAAAACAAACCUCAAGACGCAAGUCGCCGAAGUUCUUCAGGAUGUGCUUCUCUCCGUUUUGCAGUCCACGGCCGUCGCGCCGCCGCCAGCUGCGCCCCUGCCUGUGUCCGCCCCUGCGGCGACCUCUGAGGCGCCGGCAGGAAGCGCGGUUCCGACCGCGGCCGCGGCGCGGGGGCUUCUCGCAGCCCUUCUCAACCGAACCGAGGCCCUCGUUUCCUCGCCCGAGUCCAGAGACCCUCUUCAUCUGACAGAAGCUUCUCCGCGGGCUGUGGAAGGCGCGCCGCUCUUCGAGAAUCUCAAGAACUCAGAUUUCGCCUCAGCAGACCCGAAUCUCUGGGCGGCCGCCACCGCCGCAGUGAUCGCGGGAGACGGCAGGCGGUCCGCCGAUGUGUGCGACGGGGUCAUUCGCUCGGUUGCCCCUUCGCCACGGGAGCGCCCAGGCGAAGGCCCUCCGGCGGUCGCGGCUGCUGCGUCUGACUGGUCGAUGUGGUUUCUGCGCGGACGCGGCCCUGAGUUGGAGGAGAGGAGGGUAGCGGCGCCCACGCCUUUGUCAAGUCUGCCAAAGGCUGAUCUCUUCGAAGACGAGGCUGGCGCUUUUUCGGCCGCUGAGCGCUGUGCGCCGGUGUCUUCCUUGGUGGGGGGAUGCACGGUGUCUGCAGGCGACGCGUCGCCGCGGCGGUCAGGCGGCCCUUCCGCAGGGCUCGUUGGGCUCGCUGACAUCCAGAAGCUUCUCCAGGGACGAGACGCGAGGAGGAACUCGUCUGUGACAGACGGCGGCCUUCCGCACACGCUAUCGCACGGGGAAGGCUCUGUCGUGUCUUGCUCGCGAUCCUCUUCCUUCUCCUCGACCUUCACUCAAGGACUCCGCCCUAUCGAGAACUCGCCUUUUCUACGAACUGUCUCUGAUGUAGGACCCUCCACGGCGCUCGGCGCGCAGACGUCAAGCAUCUCUGAAGCCAGGCGCGACGAAGACCGAGGCGUGGAGGCGCCCUCUGCGGCGGCUGUCGGUUUUGCGGCGGCACCCUCUCGCAGGUUUUCAGCUGACGUCUCCACACAGCGGGGCCUUGGCGAGAUGCGCAGGCAGUUGAGGGCGCGUCUGGGGGGUAGCGACAAUGAUCCAAUCUGCGACCCGCUUUCUCAGUUUUCGUUCGCCCCUGGAGACUUGUUCGAGAGGCAGUGCACGUCGCGCCACGCCACGCCGCGAGCAAGUCUGUCUCAUCGUCUGCUGCCUACUCAGCCUCCCCACGGGGUCAGGUCGAGCUCGGUGUGCGCGGCAGCUCGGCGCCAGUCGCAGAGUUUCCUCCCGGGCGAGGGGGCCGAGGCGCGUCCUGUGCCGCCUCUGAUGGCUGCACUGAAGCAGCGCUUGGCUCUCUCUCAGCAGCAGACUGCGGCCGAGAAGGUCUUGCUGCGAGAAGCAGGCGUGCCGAGCGCCAGUCUCCUCGAGCUCCUCGCCGAGUCGGCGCGGCAGGACUUCGGCGCGCCCCUGCCUGGGCGCAGCGACAGUUUAGGCUCGAUGAAGGAGCGGAGGAAUGCGAAUAAGGCCGAGGCGAAGACAGAGAAAGGCGAGCAGAAGGCUUCUCAGCUGGCACCGGAUAGCCGCUCUGUGACAGUGUGCACCACAACGGCUGGGGGCGUCUCCCCUCGAGAGCCAGAGAGGACAUGCAGCUCCGAUGAGUUUGCAGACGAGGAGGACGACGAGGCAAGCUCUGUUUCGCAGUCCGCCGCAGUGUCGAGCAGCGACGGGCGGGAAGAUGCGCGCAGCAAAAAGAAGGAAUCCAGAAGCAGCCUGGAGGCGAAGCAGGAGAAAUUGGAGCGCAGGGUGAAAAAGGAAAAGUCCUCUGAGGGGCGAGAAGAAAGGAAGGAAAAACGCAAGGCGAAGACGACUGUAGAGGAUGAGGAGGAAGAAGAAGAGGCGAGCUGCAGACGAAGCUCAGUGAUGUCUUCCCGCGAGAGCCGAAGCAGUCGCCGCCACAGCAGAAAAUCCAAGAGAGACAGCAGAGACACAGAAAUCAACCCUAAUAUCUGCUCGCAGGAGGUCAACGCAGUCGUCGAGACCCGCGACAUCGGAAUCAGUGCUACCAGCACAGAAGACGAAGACGGAUGCAAGAACGAAGCCAAGAAGCACCUCGACGACACACACAGACAUCUUCGGGGUCUCGAAAAGCGAAAGGGGGAGCAAGAGCGUUUGCUGUUGGCGACGCAGAAGCAUGUCCAGGAGGUGCACAAAGAGCUCGAGCGCCUCGCUCAAGAGAACACGGCGCUCAAGGAAACGAAGGAGGAGCAGGAGAAGAAGAUGCAACAGAUUCUGAAGACGGCCUCUCGCACGAAGCUCCAGUUGCUCGCACUGAAGGCCCAGCAGCCUGCGUGGGAGAGACUGAAGAAGAGCGAAGAGCAGCACCGUGAGCUCACGACGCUGGAGAACGAACUAGAGAGCUUGAAGAAAGCUGUUCAAGAGAAAAACUCGCGGGAGAGUGGCGUCGUCCUCGGCCUCCAGGAGCGGCUAGACGCCACGCAGCAGCGGCUGGCCGCCACGCAGCAGCUCUUGAAGGAGCGGACCGAGGCCUUCGGUCGACUCUCUUCAGAGCGCGAAAAAGAGAGACAGAUCCAAGAGAUCUGCGCCAUGAAAGCUGAGGACUGGUGCGGUCGCCACGAAGUCCAGACCGAGACUCUACGGCGCCUGACAGCCCGCCUGGGGGGUUCUGAGCAGGUUAAGGCUCAGAUGGAGAAGAAGCUGGCGGAAAUGCUCAAGCUGAUGGAGCGGAUGAAGGAGGCCCUCAAGACGUCGAGAAGGGAGGCCGCGGAGCAUCAAAAGGCGCGCGAGAGCGCCGAGAAGGAGCUCGUCUGGAAAGUGGCAAAUUAUGUCUCGUGUGGAACGCAGACGGAGAGCGCGCCAUGCAGGGCUUCUGGCGUCCAAGCGGAGUUGGCGCCCCCCAAGAAGCCCACGGCAAGCACCGCGGUGCAGAUAGGUCACCCGCGCGAGGGGAAUCUGCUCGAGUUCCAAAUUUCCGCGCGGGAGCAGAAGCUGGCGGGUGCGCUGGGCAAGCAGAAGCAGCUGACGACGCAGGUGCGGAUUGAAUACAAGAAGCGGGCGGCCGCGUGGGCGGAGGAGCGAGCCGAUCUGCAGGCCUUCGUCCUCUCGCUUCAGGGACGCAUCGCAGAACUCGAGAAAAUCCAGCGCAUGGCGCUCGGAUCGAAUGCAGCCGGCGUGCUCAACCCCGUAGGGCCGCCGCUCCCCCCUCUGGCCGCCUUGAGUCCGUACCCUCAUAUGGGUGCUGCAGGCCCCGCCGGAGCGGUCCUCGCGGUGUCGCCCUUCCCGCUGCCGUCCGUCUCUCACGGCAAGCUACGGAACGAAACGAAAGAGCGAGACAGCCAAGAAGCAACGGGCAAAGAGAGUUUCUUCUCCGCUGCCGCCCCAGACGCGCCCGAAUUCGCCGACAAGGAUGAACAGGAGCUUCUCGACUUCGUUUCUGACCUGAUCCAAGCGGAGGAGCCCGCGGAGUCGGUGCCUGUCGGGAGGACGGAACGCGGAAGGACUCUCGGGGCGCAAGGCGGAGAGGAUGAGGGCUCUGUGGAGGCAGACAUGCGAGCGAUCUGCGAGGCCGCCAACCAGAGACUAGACGACAAAAGACGCCUGUUGGAGGACCACCUGAAUGAACAGCUGCGCGUUCUGGGAGUGGAAGAGGGCGGGCACGAUGCAAAGGAGGAUGAGGAGCGAAGGACAGACAGCACGAAGAAGCUCGAUGCACCGGGAGGAGUCGCGUGGUCAGUUGACAGCGACGGAGAGGCAGGCGACGCACAUGGCGCUUCCACCGUCUCUCCGAGGAAACGGAUCACCCGCCCUGCAGGCCUCGCCGCAGAGACGUCUUCAGCGACUUCCGCGCUCCGCGGUUCAGCGGCGGGCAGCGUGGAUUCGCUCCUCGACAGCUCGCUGGAUGUCCUUCAGGACUCAGACUUGUCUGCGGAGUGCGAGACAGCUAACGGCGGUUUCACGGCGGCGAAGGAGCUCGACCCGCUCUUUGCCCAGUCGUCUUCGGCCUCGGGAUCUGGCCUCGUUCCUCGCUUUUCUCUGGCUAGAAGCAGUAGUUCAUACGACAAAUUAUCGCGGCUUCUAGAGGAGCCCCGUCGGGAGAAACGGUCGGCAUCUGCAGCGCGAGAGAAAGUCCAGGAGCUACGAAGGCAACUGAGAGAGCAAGGCGUGCUUUCUUGA